UCACCCAGCAUAUAAAAAAAGGAUCCACAGUUGGGCUGUGGCACAGAUUGUUUGAAAGCACAGAGCAGGAACCCGUGCUCCGGUGCUGUCAGGGAUUUCCUUCCUUGGAGGCACUCAGCUGAUCCCUGCAGGAAUGGCCUUGGGGCUCAGAGCUUCUCCACCAGUUGUGCUUCUGCUCCUGUCGCUGCUGGGUCUGGCUGCUGCUGGGAAGCUCCUGGUGGUGUGGGUGGAUGGGAGCCCCUGGUUCACCAUGCGGGAGGGGCUGGUCCUGCUCCAGCAGAAGGGACAUGAGGUGGUUGUGGUGGCACCUGAAGUGACUUUGCAUGUCAAACCAUCAAAGAAUUUUGUGAUGAAAAUAUAUCCAGUCCCCUUCACACAGGAAGAGUUGGACAAAGCAUUCAAGGCAUUUUUUAAUAUCACAUUUGAAGAAGGAUUUUUUCUAGAAAGAUAUUUUAAAGCAUUUGAAGCUAUGAAAAGAUUCACUGAUUUUGCGUUCUCCAGCUGCAGAAGCCUCCUGCAAAACAAAGAGCUCAUCAGGUACCUUGAGGAGAGCAAGUUCGAUGCCAUCCUUACAGACCCUGUAAUACCUUGUGGGGUGAUCCUGGCUGAGCAUCUUUCACUUCCUUCUGUGUAUUUCUUACGGGGAAUCCCAUGUGGGUUGGAUUUUGAAGCCACUCAGUGUCCCAAUCCUCCUUCCUAUGUGCCCAGGGGAUUUUCCCAAUUUACAGACCACAUGACCUUUUUCCAGCGGGUGAAGAAUCUGCUCUUUGACACCCAAAACCUUUUCCUCUGUGAUUUUGCCUUUGAACCCUACUCAAAACUGGCCUCUGAGUUCCUGCAGCAAGACGUGACUGUGCAGGAUCUCUUACGGAAGGGCUCAGUUUGGCUCCUGAGGUUGGAUUUUGUGCUUGACUAUCCAAGACCCUUGAUGCCCAAUAUCAUUCCAAUUGGAGGAGCAAACUGUGCUCACAAGGAGCUGCCUCAGGCAGCAGUCCUGUACCUUCUCACCUUUAAAGUGUGCUCUGCAUUUGCUGAUUUCAUUUCACAUAUCCAGAACCAUUUUGUGUAA
Molecule: messenger RNA, 1069 nt
Organism: Taeniopygia guttata (zebra finch)
Lineage: Eukaryota; Metazoa; Chordata; Aves; Passeriformes; Estrildidae
Product: UDP-glucuronosyltransferase 1A1-like
Molecular function (GO): UDP-glycosyltransferase activity
Source: RefSeq, a predicted model, not a curated record